GGAUGACUAUUUAUAUUCAUCUUCCAAAGCUUUCAAAGAAACAAGAUUUUUGUUUUCACACACGCGCGUAGACACUGCGACUACGUUGCAAGGUUCAUCAUGGUUUCUUAUCUUUUUCUCUCUUCUUCGUCGAUAUUAUUUUGGUGUAGUUUCUUUCUUGUGUUGUUGUUUAUGACAACCACAAAUGCUUUAGUGAAACUUCCAGAAAACACAACUAUUCCGGCGGUAAUAGUGUUCGGAGAUUCAAUUGUCGAUGCCGGAAAUAACGAUGAUAUGAUAACGGAGGCUAGAUGUGAUUAUCCUCCUUAUGGUAUUGAUUUCGACGGUGGAGUUCCUACGGGAAGAUUCUCAAAUGGAAAAGUUCCCACUGAUAUUCUAGCGGAAGAACUAGGGCUUAAACCAAGUAUACCGGCAUAUCGAGAUCCAAAUCUAAAACCCGAAGAUCUCCUAACCGGUGUAACAUUUGCUUCUGGUGGUGCUGGUUAUGUCCCUUUGACAACACAAAUAGCGGGAGGAAUACCAUUACCGAAACAACUGAAAUAUUUUGAAGAAUAUAUAGAGAAAUUGAAUGAUAUGGUUGGAGAAGAGAGGACAAAGUUCAUACUCAAGAAUAGCAUGUUCGUUAUUAUAUGUGGUAGCAACGAUAUUGCAAACGACUUCUUUGGUCUCCCUUCGGUUCGUCUCCAAUACACCGUUGAUUCUUUCACUGCUCUUAUGGCCGAGAAUGCUCGCUCUUUUGCUAUGUCACUCUACGGAUAUGGAGCAAGAAGGAUACUUAUGUUUGGUGCGCCACCAAUAGGAUGUGUUCCUUCGCAGAGAACUGUAGCAGGAGGACCUACAAGAGAUUGCGUUGUUAGGUUUAAUGAUGCGUCAAAACUUUUCAAUGCUAAGCUCAGUGGAAACCUUGAUAUCUUAUCAAGAACCUUACUUGACUCGACUUUAGUUUAUGUCGAUAUCUACAGUCCUCUUCUUGAUCUCAUAGUAAACCCUCGACAAUAUGGGUUUAAGGUAAGCAAUUUAGGAUGUUGCGGAACCGGACUAAUAGAAGUGACGGCGCUAUGCAACAACUACACAUCUGCUGUAUGUCCCAUAAGAUCGGAUUAUGUGUUCUGGGACAGUUUUCAUCCCACUGAAACAGCUUACAGAAUUAUAGUUGCAAAACUUCUCGAUAGAUAUCUCAGCAAAAUUAUCUAGUUAAUCGAUUAAUAAUACCUACAUGUUCGUCACACUCAGUUUAUGAUUAUUUGAAUUAUAAUUACGAUGCAAAGAUACAUUGAACUUUUUUCUUGAUUUGUAAUUUUUUUCUGGUUAACUAAAUAAAAUUCCUGUAUGUUUUCUUUA
Messenger RNA from Raphanus sativus (radish), 1341 nucleotides. RefSeq names its product GDSL esterase/lipase EXL1. Gene Ontology annotation, cellular component: extracellular region. The transcript has 5 exons. The coding region runs from base 100 to 1194 and encodes 364 amino acids. Gene Ontology annotation, biological process: lipid metabolic process. The record is from RefSeq and is a predicted model, not a curated record. Lineage: Eukaryota; Viridiplantae; Streptophyta; Magnoliopsida; Brassicales; Brassicaceae. Gene Ontology annotation, molecular function: lipase activity.